Gongylonema pulchrum is the source of this 540-nucleotide messenger RNA. NCBI's taxonomy places the organism in Eukaryota, Metazoa, Nematoda, Chromadorea, Rhabditida, Gongylonematidae. The record is from the annotation of a GenBank genome assembly.
AUGUCCUCAAUCAGACAUAUAGGGGAUAUGACUUUAGUAUUCGAACGAACGCCUGGCUUUACAUGGAUGGUACCGGAAUACAAUCAGCGUUUUAUUGAUAUCACCGUAAAAUAUGCCCGCACAAUCGGCUGGAUGAUUUUUGGACAUCAUCAUACUGACACUUUUCACAUUAUUAAGGCAAUUUACCUGGAGCUGGCUCCGUCAAUCCAUCGUUUCGCGUUUACGACCUGGAUGAAAGCACUGGCCAGCUCGUUGAUGCUACGUAACAUUUUCGUCCCAGAAACUUUUUCCAAAUCACUAAAUGCAACAUCAAUGAAUUCCAUCCUGGAAAAGUUAAAAAGCAAUGACUCGGAAACUUGGCAAAAAUAUGUGGAAUAUAAUACGGUCAAAUGGGGUGUUGGUCUGCCACAGGGCAUUUUCAGAGCGGCGCAAUUAUGCUCCAUUGAAUAUCCGGAUCUGGUCGCCUACAACGCCUGCAUGCCAGCUGGUCCAUGGCCAGUGGCUGCCGCUUUUGAACGAUGCUUAAAAGUAAACCGAUGA